Messenger RNA from Caenorhabditis remanei, 342 nucleotides. RefSeq lists its product as uncharacterized. The record is from RefSeq and is a predicted model, not a curated record. The transcript is spliced from 2 exons. The coding region runs from base 1 to 342 and encodes 113 amino acids. Lineage: Eukaryota; Metazoa; Nematoda; Chromadorea; Rhabditida; Rhabditidae.
AUGCACUCCAUCUCCCUCAUUGCUCUUCUUGUCCUCGUCGCUGGAGCAUCUGCUCAAUGCUUUGGAGGUGGUUGUGGAGGUGGAUGUUUUGGAAAUAACUGUGGAUGCAAUGGCAACAAUUGUGGACCACAAGUUACUGUUGUCAGUGUUCCAAAUAACAACAAUGGAUGCUCAUGUAAUCCAUGUUACGGUAACAGUUGUGCUCCAAGAUGCAGCUACUGUCCAAACAACUUUGGAUAUUCUUCAUGUUGCAACAAUAACAACUUCUCCUGCUGCGGAUACCGUUAUCGUCGUCAUGCUACCGCUGCUUCUGAAACUGUCGCUGAAGCUACAUCCAACUGA